Molecule: messenger RNA, 4207 nt
Organism: Passer domesticus (house sparrow)
Lineage: Eukaryota; Metazoa; Chordata; Aves; Passeriformes; Passeridae
Product: RNA polymerase II elongation factor ELL2-like
Exons: 9
Coding region: 2845-3615 (256 amino acids)
Biological process (GO): positive regulation of transcription elongation by RNA polymerase II; snRNA transcription by RNA polymerase II; transcription elongation by RNA polymerase II
Cellular component (GO): transcription elongation factor complex
Molecular function (GO): cis-regulatory region sequence-specific DNA binding
Source: RefSeq, a predicted model, not a curated record
AAGGGAAUGCUCCCAUGGAGUGCAGGAGUCAGCUGGUUGGAUUCCCAGUCCUCUGCUGAGCUGGCAGGGCACAGAGCCUCCUCAAGCACCGCUGCCUCCUCUCCAGGCUUCCUGCACUUCCUUUGCUGACAGGGUCCCAUCAGCCAGGCUGGGGGCAGGCUCAGCUGAUGUUACAAAGCACAAAGAUUUUUACAAAGGUUUCUUCAAAUCCGAAGAUGUUGUCUUGAGCUAAGAGGCUUUGGCUCUUUUUAUUCCAGAAUAAUGUAUCCAGGAUUUUACCCUGUCUAUUUCAAUGCAGCAAUAUUGUCUGCAGAACUUGGGAAGGUCCUGCUUUGGCUGCAGCAGAGCAGUUUCCCCAGCCUUUCAAGUACACCCAAGCUCUUGGUUGGAACUUGUGCACUGCUAUGUUCAGUCCUGUUGGUCUGGAGAUCGCCACUGCUCGCUGUUUGCAGGCAAAUAUCAGAGAGGCAUGGUCCAAGGAAGAGGAAGUGGAGAAAGGCAUUAAAAGUUUGACCUACGUUGAAAGAUUGAAGGAGCGUGUAAAGAAAGUGAAAAUACCAGAGCUCAGGAGAGCCCCAUGCAGCUCUCCAGAUCUUGUGCCUGAGAGGAAGAGAACGAUGCCCACGAACCCUGCCAAAUUCUUCCAGAGACUUUCCAGGACUGUUUCACAACGACCCAUCAGAGACAGGGUGAUUCAUUUACUGGCUCUGAAGAAUUACAAGAAGCCAGAGCUACUUUCCCACUUAGAGAGAGAGGGAGUUGUGGAAAAGGACAAGGAAUCUCUUGGAAAGAUCCUUCAGGAGAUCAGAUCCUGGAGUCACUGCCAGCAAUGCUAACUCUCAGCUGUCUUACUUCAGCAUUUCAAUUGGAAACUAAUGAGAGGCUUGGGAAAUACUCCUGGUUUAGGUUUUUCCAUCAGCUUUACCCAGUUCCCCCCCAAUGGCAAGCCCAUGUGAGGAAAGAAAGAAACCUUCCAAACUUGGGAGGCAUUGUUGUUGUUUUUCUAGAAUGGCUGGCAAUGAUAAAUUUUUUGUAACGUACUUGCUUCUCGUGCCUUUUUGUAAUCCUCUGUCUUUUCCUUGCACUCUUUAACUGCUUCAGGGACUAACUCCACAGGGUGAAAGUCUCAACUGGAUGAAACACUUAGUUAAGGUCCUUAAAAUAUCCUGGGACAAGUUUCAGAGGAGAGAAUUUUGGUAGCUGCCUAGGGCAGUAUUUCACUUGAAGGAUUUGGUGGCCACUCGAUGGUACUUGGCUGCUGCUGGGAUCUGUGGGGAUUGCUUUCCAGGGGAGGGUGUUCCAGGCAAAUCCUCCAUGAUAAGGGUGGUAGCCAGCUUUGAGCACAGGGGUUCUUUGCUGUUAUGUGAUCGAGUCUUCAAAGUCCUUGGCACCUAUUAUUUUUCAGUAACUUUUCCAGGUGUUUGUUUAGUUCCACUGGUAUUUCUUUAUCACUUUAUUUCUUGAUCAUUCCUACAAUUCACAUUGAUGGAAGGAUUCAGUGGCUGUUUCCUUCCUUUUUCAAUAUUCCCCGUCCAUGUAGGCUGUUACUGAAUCAUGCAAGCAUUAGGUAGCAUAUCAUGUAGCAAUAUUUCCUUUUUAGCUAUGAAAGAAGGGAUUAUAGGAUUUCAAAGCUCAGCUCCUUGGAGGGUAAGAGGUAAAAAAAAAAAUUUCUCCUUUCCCUUUUUUCUUGUCAAUGUUUAAGGAGAUUUUGAAGGAGUAUUUUCUUGUUUGCAGUGUGAACUGCCUCAAGGUACUGUUUGCAUUCUGAAAGGGCUGUGUGAACUUCAGCACACAGCACUUCAUCCUGAAAACGAUUAUUCACAUUAUUCUUAGCUUCACAAGGAGGUGGCAUUUUUUUGGGGUAUAGAUGAAAAACCAGUAGGGUGAACUUGCUGAGCGCUUAGACUCCCAGCCUUCCUUUUCUUCCAACACAGCCUUAGUUCUGCUUUUAAGAAGUGAAUUCCUGAUUCUGGGUAUCUUGGUUACUUUUUAGCUGUUGAAAUGUAGCUCUAGGUAGGUUAUGUCCUACAAGUGUUCCAUAGGAAGCUGUAGUUUCCUCUGAGCAAGCACUUGAGAAAGAAAAGCAGUUCUGUUUGCAGAGACAAAUGCCAGCAUCCUGUGGAGCUUCACGGGAUGGUGAAAGCAUGCCCCGUUAGAGGCCCAGGCUGUGCUCUGCCAUGGCAAUGCAGCUGGGUGAAACAAGAGGGUAGCCAGUGUCCUCCUGAGGGUGGAAAAAUAUGGAUUUGCCCAUGGAGAUGAUGUUCUUCAGGUCUUACUCAAAAGAAAAGGAAACAGAAAGGAAAAGCCUGGCCUCUCCUUGUAUUUCAAAUGGUGAAGGUUGAGAGUUCUGGCAUAGGGGACUUUGAUUCUCAAAGCUGUGUUAAAGACCAAAAAACCUGGAACCCUGGUGCAGGGAGAGGUUUUCAUAGCAUCCAUUUCCUCCAUGCUUGCAGCACUUUGGCAUUUACUUACCUCCAAAUUUCUAGAGCCCAAAUGGACCACACCUCUUUAAUAUUGUUACCUCUUACAUGUCAGCUCCUUUGUUCUUCACAUUGAACACAAGUCCAGGAAAACUGGUGCAUGAUUUCUUUUCAGCUUUGCUUUAGCUUUGCAGUACCAGUUUUACAUCUAUAGUCUGCCUUUAGGUGUAAUGAACAUUUAUGUUUUAAAUGUCUGUCCUUAGGCAGCCAACCUGGAUGCAAAUGAGAAUUCUUUCAGCCUGAAGGAACAUUUCUUUAAAGACAUCCAGGAAGAUUGGCCUGGCUACACUGAAAGAGAUAGACAGACAUUGGAGGUGACCCUUUCUCGAAACGGCCUCUGGCUUCUGACUUUCUCAGUCCUGUGAUGGGCAAAAAGCAGAGGAUUGACCAAGAGCCCAGUGAUGUCCAGCCAGCAGCUGGUGGCCACUCUCCUUCUUUCUUGGACCUGCCUUCCACAUCCUGUUCAACUUUCAACCCAUCUCCAAUUGUCAGAUUGAUUUCAACUUCCACCCCGGAAGAACAACAGAAGAAUAAGUUUCAGACACAUUCUGGAUUCCCAGUGUCUGCCAGGGUGCAGGGGAAGACUCCCAAGUCCAAGGGAGAAGAAGCAGAGGUCAGAGGAGCCCAACAGAACAAUCCAGGUCCUGUGCCUGAGAAGAAGAGGAUGGUGUCUGUGAGACUUGCAGACAUCGACUGGAGCGGCUGCGCUGCUGUUUACGGCCGACCCUACAGGGACAGGGUGAUUCAUUUGCUUGCUCUGAGGGAUUACAAGGAGCCAGAGUUACUUGCUCGGCUGCAGAGAGAUGGAGUCAGGCCAAAGGACAAGGACUCCCUUGGAAAGAUCCUUCAGCAGGUAGCCAACCUGAAUGCAAAGGAGAAUUCCUUCAGUCUGAAGGAACAUCUAUUUCAAACCCUUCAGACUGAUUGGCCUGGCUACAGUAAAAUCGAAAGAAAGAGUUUGAAGUUAAUACUUUCUAGAAAAUCAGCUCCAUCUCAGAACCCCACCAGCAGCAGCCAAGCAACAUCUCCAAGGCCUUCUGAGACAGAUGUUCCAGCAAGACCUGCUCAGAAACGGCCUCGGGCUUCUGGCUUUAUCAGUCCUGUGAGGAGCAAGAAGCAGAGAACUGAGCAGUAGCCCAGUUACCUCCAGGCAGCAGGUGGUGGCCGCUCUUCUUCCUGGGUGCUGGCUUUAACAUCCUAUUCUACAGGGAUGUCAGAGCCAUCCCCAUGGAAUGGGAUGUCAAAACCAGCACCCUGCCUCCAAGUCUGGGCUCCAUUUCCCUGCACCCUUUAGGUUAAAAAAAAGACAAAUACUGGAGUUCUAGAAUGCCAACACUUGUGUGGAGGACUGCCAUAUCCAAAAAGAUGUGAAGAGAGCUGGGGAGGCUGAAGCAGUAGUGUCCCUUGGAUUUCAAUGAAGGAUAGCCCCAGCUACUCUGAGGUGAAGAGCAGGUGCCAGCAGCUCCACAAAAAGCUGUCCCACAUUCAGCAAUGAAUAUCUGAAUUUGGCAAGCAGCAAGUCCUGGAGUCCUGGCACCAGUCUUCUGCUUCAGCAAAGGAACAUCUAUGAGCUCCAGCUGUUUUAUUUUGAAAGAAGAUUAGCUUUUUAGGUUUCUUCAAGUUAGUAAUAAGGAGAUGAUUAUUUGUUAAAAAUGUAGGAUUAGUUAGUCUAAGAUUAGAGAAUUUAGUCUUGAUCUUUAGCAAUAAAGAAGUUGCAUUAUUGUUAA